Eleginops maclovinus (Patagonian blennie) is the source of this 6976-nucleotide messenger RNA. RefSeq names its product SH3GL interacting endocytic adaptor 1b (gene sgip1b). NCBI's taxonomy places the organism in Eukaryota, Metazoa, Chordata, Actinopteri, Perciformes, Eleginopidae. Gene Ontology annotation, cellular component: actin filament; cytoplasm; plasma membrane. Gene Ontology annotation, molecular function: actin filament binding. The coding region runs from base 655 to 3291 and encodes 878 amino acids. Gene Ontology annotation, biological process: actin filament polymerization. The record is from RefSeq and is a predicted model, not a curated record. The transcript has 24 exons.
AUCUGUCCACAGUGCGUCCUCCGGUGCCCUCGCCGCCUCCUAUCUCUGCUGACCCAAGGAUAAGCUCAUCGCACGACAAUGGCCCCACUAGAGACAGGAGAUGGCUGUGGAGUGGAGUGUCUGCUCGAGGCAAGCCGAGAGGUGCUGAGGGGACAGCGGCCAUGUGACCGUGGUUGCAGGGAUUGGUUUAGUGCAGAUGUGACAUCAGCAAGCCUCCCACUCCCUCCCUCCCUCUCUCUACCUCUCUUUCUGUAUCGCUCUGCUUUUUUUCUCUCCCUCCCUUCUCCUUUCCUCAGCAUCCCCCCUCACAGAGAUGGCGUGUGUCGGUGCUGCUCGGGCGGCUGGGGCCUAACGUGCACACAGAGAGGACGCCCCCUCCCCAUCCCCCGAUUUGCUGCAUAUUCCUCGGGUGUCUCCUCUCGCCGUGUCCUCCACCGCCGCCACUGCUGCUUCUGCUCUUCCAAAGCUCUUUACCACCCCACCUCCCUGUAAGGGUGUCUGGGAGUCGGGGCCCUUGGGGGUGGAGGGGAAUCGUGCUUCGCCGGGGGAGCUGUGCGGAAUUAGCUAUGCCCUACCCGAGCAUCCUUUGACCGGCUGGAUUUCACCAUUUCUGCGCACCAGGGGGGGCGCCACGUAGGAUGAAAAGCAGCAGUCAUGAUGCAAGGACUCAAAAACAGAACCAGAAAAGCCCUCGGCUUGAGAAAGAAGGACAAGGAUACGGAUGGAACGAGUUCCCCUGACAAAGAAGGAAGUGGAAGCGGAAAGAAAGGAAGUAAAAAAGCCAAUGGAGCACCAAAUGGUUUCUAUGGGGAGAUUGACUGGGACAGAUAUGCCUCUCCUGACGUGGACGAAGAGGGCUUCAGCCUCCGCCCCGGGGAUGAGGGUGAUGCAGCUUCCAAAGGAAAGCACUUUUUCUCCUCCAGCGACUCGGAAGAUGAUGAGGAGAGCAAGAAGAAGUUCAAAAUCAGGAUCAAGCCGCUGGUGGCGGACAGUGCCAAGUGUGCCCCCUCGUCGAUGGACGAGCUGAAAGCCUCAGUGGGGGGCCUGGCCCUCUCUCCGUCUCUGAAGAGAAGUCCGAGACGCAGCCCGGGGCAGAUAAAAAGGAACUUGUCCUGUGAAGAGAUUGCCAGACCCAGACGCUCCACCCCCACACCAAGUCCUGCCCCAGAGACGCCGAGUGAUAGGCUGUCACAGAACGUUCCUGCCUUCUUUGGCCCGCCUUCAGAGACCAGAUACGCCAGAUACGAUGUGGUCCCUGCAGAUGUGUGGGGAGAAUCGAGACUGCACUCAGAAUCCCCUCUGAGUAGAAGCUUCCCAACAGGAGCUCCUCCUCCGCUUCCUCCAAAAAACAUUCCAUCCAGAAGUCAUUACGGCUAUUCUUCGGACUCUGCUGCUGAUCUACCCAAUGGCAGGGCAGGUCGCAGUUCCGCCCCUAUCUACCUGAAUGUCCUGUCCCCCGCCUCCUACCGCAGCCCCCCGGCCCCUGACCUGGACGACGUGUUCGGCCCUACGGAUGCCACCCGCCUCAGCGAGGAAGCAAUGUCUCCCAGAUGGGUUACAUUCACCAGCGACAGACCCCCGCCUCCAGAUGAGCCCGCUCCCCCUCCACCUCCGGACUCCCCCCCUCCGGACACGCCCUCGUCCACCCCCUCCACCCCUUGCCUUUCUCCGGGACCACCGCCAAACGAGCCCCCUCCUUCGCCUCCCCUCCUCUCUCCCGGGUCUCCUCCACCUUUCACGCCACCUGAAUCCCCCCCCUCCAUCAUGCUCAGACCCCCACCUCCAGAUGAACCGGCCCCUCCCCUGCCUCCCGACUUCUCCCCCUCCAUUUCACCUACAAUGUGCUUCGACGACGAUGCUAUUGACGAGGAGGUGCUGCAGUUUGCAGAGUCGAUUUACUGUUCGUCCCCGGCCCCCACCAGCCCUGUGCCCCCUCUGCCAGCGGAGCGGAGGUCUCCUCGGACAGGAGUCAUAUCCCCCCUGGUCCUGGGGGGCUUUGGGGGAAAGAGGACUCCAGAGGGAGCGUACCUGAGAGAUGAUAUCUCAGACUUUGUAGGUUCUCCCAGAGAGCUAACGCCGAGCUUCAGGGGCACGCCCCCCCCUCUUCCUCCCACCACCUACAGGUCUAUCAUGUCUUCCCCGGGACCCUCCUCAGGCAGCAGCCCCUCGUCCCCAGCUCGUCCCACAACGCCUCAGUCUCGAGGAAGCCCGGUCCCUCCGCCUCCACCUCCUCGACCAUCCUCGCGACCAAAGCUACCCCCGGGGAAACCAAUCACAGACCUGACUCGACCCUUCAGUCCGCCGGUGUCACGCAGCCCCCCGCCUUUUGCCCCCCUGGCCCGGGCAGAGAGCUCUUCCUCCCUUUCCUCCGUCAACUUACAUAGCGCAGCGUCCACUCCGACCUUAGGGAGGGACCUUAACAUGUCCGGCGCAGGAUGCUCCAGAGGACCCAGUCCGCUCACCAUGGGGCCCCAGGACACUCUACCAGUGGCAGCUGCCUUCACAGAAACGAUCAAUGCGUAUUUCAAAGGCGCAGACCCCAGCAAAUGUGUUGUGAAGAUCACAGGGGAGAUGGUGCUCUCCUUCCCCGCGGGCAUCACCAGGCAUUUUGCCAGCCACCCGAUUCAACCUAUCCUCACAUUCUGCAUCAGCAACUACAGCCGACUGGAGCAGGUUCUCCCCAACCCUCAGCUGCUGUGCUGUGAUUCCACAACAGAAAGUGUAGACACCAAGGAAUUCUGGGUGAAUAUGCCAAACCUGAUGAGCCAUCUGAAGAGAGUGGCUGAGCAGAAGCCUCAGGCGACAUACUACAACGUGGACAUGAUCAAAUAUCAGGUGUCUGCAGAGGGGAUCCAGUCCUCUCCUCUGAACCUGGCGGUGAGCUGGCGAGGAGACGCCAACAGCACAGACCUGAGAAUAGACUACAAAUACAACACGGAGGCCAUGGCCGCCCCCGUGCCACUACACAACCUCCAGUUCCUGGUUCCUGUGGAUGGCGGCAUGGCCAAACUCCAGGCCAUGAUCCCCCCUGCCACCUGGAAUCCAGAGCAGCAGACGAUACAGUGGAAAAUCCCUAGUCUCUCUCACAGAUCGGAAAAUGGAGGAGUAGGUGCUCUCCUGGGCCGGUUCCAGAUGACAGAGGGUCCCUGUAAACCCUCCCAGCUGGCAGUGCAGUUCAGCAGUGAGGGCUGCACUCUAUCUGGCUGCGACAUCCAGCUGCUGGGGACGGGCUACCGGCUCUCGCUCAUCAAGAAGAGAUUUGCUGCAGGGAAAUAUUUGGCGGAUAAUUAGCGGACCUGUUUGUGAACGGAACCAAAAGAAUCAAUGGCGUUUGACUGUGAAGACUAUGGAUCCAUCCCAUGUUUAGUGCAUCUGAAACCUCAUUUUAAGCAACCAUUAAAAUAACUGGUUGAGAUUUUACAGAAUAACAAAACACACACACACACCCACGCACCCACACACCCACCCACGCACGCACGCACACACACACACACACACACACACACACACACACACACACACACACACACACACACACACACACACACACACACACACACACACACACACACACACACACAGGAUUAUUUAGUUCAGGACAUCAUCAUUCAGUAGACGGACUCCUGCUGAGUUUAUGCAAGUAAAAGCAAAUCAUUAGUUUUGUGCACUUAUGGGCUUAUAUGGAGUAUAACAUCGGGAAACCCUGAUUCUUUGUUCUUGUUAACAUAUUUGUGGAUUCAUACAGUGAUCCAGCCUUAUUCAUUGCAGUUUCUGUUGUCAUUGCAAAAUGCACUGUAAAGGAUGAUGUGAAAAGAUUAUAAUGCAAUCUAUAACAAAGUGGAAAAGACAGGAAAAUCAAAAAAAUGGUGUAGUAUACAUUUGCUAUACAGUUGUAAUCCGAUAAGUUGUAGGUUUCAUGGUAAUAUCUGAUAUACACUGCCACCUCAAAUCAGAGUUUUUUUCCACCAUGAGUGAGAUCUUAAUGGCUGUCUAACAGAACGGAUGUUUCUGUUUAGACAGCCUUUGAAAUAUCACAGUCCAUUCUAUCAGUCUUGUGAUUGAAGGGGAUUGGUCAGUUCACAGUUCAGAAUGACCCGCAGCGCUGGACUAACAUCAGCACUUUUAGUCUGGAGGUGCUUUUUAUACGGAAUUAUAUUGGUGCUUCAAUCUGGAUCGUAUGAUGGGGAAUUUGAGGACAGUAAAACUUUGUGUGCAAGCAUGUAAAUAUUAUUUUGUUAAGUUUUAACCAUGCAAAGUAAAACAUCAUUUGAGCAUUGGAAGAAUUCUACUUAUUUUACUUAUAUCAAAUUAAAUUACGUUUUUUUUUUAUCAAUACACUAUCACGUAAUUACAGGCAUCUUUUUAGAGUAAAAGCUCAGAACCCACUUUACAUUACCUGCCCAGCAACAAACAGAUAGCAACUAGCUGACAGACACCAAAGUGCCAGAUUUCCUCAGGAGUUGUUAGGGACAAGAAAACAUGACUUAAAGCUGAGAAAAUAUUGGACUGUCAAUCAUCAGGUGACCAUAAACACACCUCCAAAUAAAUGCUAAUGUUACUGCGUAUCUGCUGGAUGUGCUAGCUGCUAACAAGUUGAUUAAAUCAACUUAAAAGCUGAUUAAAUGUCACUGUUUCCAAAAGGAACCAGAAAAUCAUCAAAUUGCAGGAUUAACUUCGCUUUUUUUAAGUGACUUUAUUAACUAUUAUAGUACCAUGGCUGUGUGGAUGCUCAUUAUCAAGUUAGCCAGCUAGCUUAGGUAGCUACGGCAUAUCUAGCAGGCUUUUGCUAUAGCUACUUAUUAUUUCUUACACUACCAAGGUAGCUAGGGUUCUUAUGUAUGAUGAACCACCUGAAAAAAAGAUUCAUAAAAUGUGUGUGUGUUUGUGUGUAUUGUAUAAAUCAUACUUUAUGUGUGGCUGCUUUCCAUUCUACAACAAGAUAGGUUUAUUAUCGUGAAUUGUAUUUAGCUCAGCUGAUACCGAUAACCCAUAAUUAGCUGCUCCUCAUGGCCGAUAUUAAUAAGAUGACUGAUAACUGUCAAUUUUUUUAUUCUAAAAGAGAAGUUCACAACCUGUAGUUUAUGCACACCUAACCAAAUUAUAGUGGCAUCACUAUUGUGAAUAUACCAAACCAACCAACCAACUAUUGAUCCUCUUCAAAUGUUAUCAAAAUGUUUUAUACAUUCGACCAUGUGUACAUUCGAAAAAUUGAAUGGCAAUCAUAUUGUCUUCCUCGGACUGUGAAAAACGUCCACUCUGGUGCAAACGUAUAGCUUUCUAGAGUUUUCUUCUUACAACUUCCUAACGACUACGUCAUUAUAGGAACAGUUCGUAAUUACGUAAUGAUAACUUACUCCGAUUUAUAUUGUGUAUCCCUCAUGAAUACUCUACAAAAUAUAAUUUAUGUGCUUGCAAAAACUCUUAUUUUGUCCCAUCCAGUGUUCAAGAUUGAAGCACUUACUGUAUAUGUAAUGCUACACUUUUACACAUGCAGCUUUUACCACUGCAACGAUGGCAUUUUGUCUUUAACGGGUCAUGUAAACAGAAAGUUGAAACUGUCUGCUGAAGAACAAAAAGCAUUACAUAACCACUAUGGGCACGUGCAAUGCUGAGAUACAUCAACUUCCCCACACCACAGGACUUUUAAGUGGUAUUUGUUGUUGUGAAUGGUCAAAUUUUGUAACAAAAAGGCAAAACAGAAGCUGCUACUUUCACUGGAAGGUUAAUUUUAUUCUGUUAAUGUUACAGAAAAGAGUUUUGAAAAGGGCCUUAAGACAACAUACAGAGCCAGACCUGAGUGCCAUAUGGUGGGGAGGAGGAGCUUUAAGUUUCAGGAGAAAUCUAAAGGGGGUUGACAAGUGUAGGAGUUGCCUUUGAUGCUGCUUAAAAAAGUUGGCCACUUCCUUUGACCACGAUCUCUGAUAGAGGUCUUGAGGAGGAAUAUCGGGGACAUCACAGAGUAACGAAAAGAAAUGUCUAUGAAGAGGACAGCACUAUUCAUGUACCCUGUUUUAUUUCCUUCCUUUUCCACCAUGUUGAAUAAAUGUUUUAUCAUUUUCUAAUAGCAAUAUUUAAGUGUAAAAAGUGUACAUAAAAAAGCUAUGUUUCGAAUAUUUCUCUGGGCAUAUGGAUGUGUCUGUGAUCGUCCCUUGGUUUAUCGAUGUCAGCACUCAUGAUGAAUUCUGUAACAACACUCAUCUAUUGUUUUACAUGUGGGUUUCUGUACCAAAAAAAAUACCUGUAACUGUUGAUGAAUAACUCCAAACGGUGCCGCAUGAAAUCUGCAUUCGUUCCAUUCCAGUCUUAUCAAUGCAAUACUAAUUUAUCCAUUUCAAUAAGGUCAUGAUGCGUGUGUUAUUGUAUAAUCGUGCUAUGGGAGGAAACGUUCUGCCUUCACUUAAACCUCCACUCUGUUUUGCUGUUGUUGCACCUUCAAAAAACUUGUUGUCAAUAAAUUUGGCAUGUAUUCAUAGCUAAUCCCAUUUCAUGCAUCUGAUAUAGGUGUUCUCCUGUUUGACUUGACCACAAAACACACUUUAAAUUCCAUUAAUAAAACAACCCAUGGGCUCAUGUCACAUACAAUAUGUGUUUGAACAUCACAUUUCAUACAAUGUUUUCAUGUGUUGACUCACAAUUUGGGCAUAGGUGUAAUAUUUCAUUUAGUCUUCGAAAAAGAACAAACGAUAUUUAAGUAAUUUAAGAAGGACUGUUUUCAGUGUUUCUGUUUGUUUUGCUUACAUUUUAUUUGCCUUAUUUUUCAGAAUACACUUAUUCCUCCAAUAGGUGAGGGUUUCUGUAUGUUGUUGUUUAUUUUUUCUACAACUUUUAUGGCUGUAUUCCUUUCACUGCAUUAGACACAGAAUAUGCAAACAUGUCAUGUAAAUUUCCCAUCCAAAGAUUUUGAAAGUAAAUAUAUGAAAAAAAAUCAAUAUAAUGUAAUACCUGUUUUACUUGGUAAUAAAGAAGAGGAAAUAUG